AUGACUGGUGCGUUUCCAUCCGUCCUGGUCUUUGGACCACAGGGUGAGAUUGGGCCAGAAACGGCUUACCAAGAUCUACGCACCGAGCUUAUCAGCAACAAUCGACUAUUGGCUCUUCAGGAAGCAGUAGAUGGUCUUCCAGACUUCUGGGGGGCUCUCACUGAUUUCGAUCCAAAUCUUCGUCGGGUCCCCGGCGCCAAGUACCUUGGCAAGCUCAAAGAGUUACUCCGAGGCACUGGUUCAAUUCAUCAUCCGCAGGGUCACCUACCCAAUCAUUACGCGCUUGGCCUGUCGGUCCUUCUUCAAAUCACACAGUAUACACACUAUCUUGACCAUCUUGGUCGCGGCUCACAUCGCAAGCUUCUUGACAGUGUAAAAGUGGGAGGAGUGCAAGGAUUCUGCGUGGGUUUCCUGAGUGCUGUCGCCGUGGCAGUUUCUGAGACCGAAUCUGCACUAGGUUCUUCUGCUGCCAUAGCCCUUCGCCUCGCGGUGUGCAUUGGUGCAUAUGUUGAUCUGGAUGGGGCAUACUCUUCGGCCCCCAUAGAGUACCAGGCGACUGCCUUAAGGUGGAGACAAGGGAAUCCAACAGAUACAACAAGCGUGGCAUCGGUGAUAAGUUCUACUCCGGGAGCCUACAUCUCUAGUAUCAACGAUGACUCGAGUGUUACUGCCACGGCUCCAGCCGUUGAAUCAGAGGGUCUCAUAGCCAGGGCACAAUCGAGUCAUCUGCGAACCAAGUCCGUCCAUGUUUACGGCCGCUACCAUACCCCCGACCAUGCGGGUAUAGUUGAUCAGCUUAUGGAGCUGGUCUCAUCGUCCAAGGAGUUACAAUUUCCAGACCCCAAGGACCUAAGAGCACCGAUACGCAACACAGCGACGGGUGAGACCAUUUCAAGUGGUUCGCUAACCCGGUUGGCUCUGGAAAGUGCCCUUGUCAACGUGGCAGACUGGCACAAAACCAUACAAUUGGCCGUCCAGCACCUCACUGGGCCUCAGCACACCAUUGCUGUUUCUGGACUUGGAAAUGCUCUCCCAUCAUCUUUAGUGGCAGAAAAGAGCUUCAAUAUGUUCUCUCUGAGCGAUCUCAACGGAAGGAACAUGAAACUGGGGAGAGAAAACCCGGCGGAUGCCAAUUUGAACGGCAACUUGCACGGUGUAAACGAAACCAAUGGUGCGGACGGUGUCGAUGGCACGAAUGAUGUCUCCGGCAUCGAAGAUUAUGAUGAUGCGCAUGAGUAUCCUCCUCAUUCCAUUGCUAUCGUCGGUAUGGCUGGCAGGUUCCCGGGCGCCGACUCGGUCGAUGAACUCUGGGAUCUGAUUAUGGAGGGGAAAUCCAUGGUCGAGCCUGCACCUCUGGAUCGCCUCAAAUUGUCCGAGACUGGAGAGCAAGCGGGGGUCAAAUGGUGGGGUAACUUUCUGAAAGACCCGGACGCAUUCGAUCACAAGUUCUUUAACAAGCCAUCUCGCGAAGCCCUUGCGUGGGAUCCCCAGCAGAGGAUCUUGCUAGAAGUUGUGUACGAGGCUUUGGAAUCAGCGGGCUAUUUUGGAGCCUCGGAAAACGCGACACUUGACUAUGGCUGUUACAUUGGCGCAGUUAUGAGCAACUAUUACGACAACAUCUCAUGCCAUGCGUCAACCGCCUACGCCACAGUUGGAACUCAAAGAGCUUUCGUUAGUGGCUGUAUGAGCCAUUACUUUGGGUGGACUGGGCCAGCUUUAUCAAUCGAUACCGCAUGCUCAUCAUCUCUUGUCGCCUUAAACACGGCUUGCCGAGCCAUCUGGUCUGGAGAGUGCUCCCGGGCCAUCGCGGGCGGCACCAAUGUCUUUAGCAGUCCAUUCGAUUACCGGAAUCUUGCGGCCGCCGGUUUCUUGAGUCCGUCAGGGCAGUGCAAGCCCUUCGAUGCCGCUGCUGACGGAUAUUGCCGGGGAGAGGCAGUAUCAGUCGUCGUCCUUAAGCGGCUUUCCGAUGCCAUUAAAGAUCACGAUAAUAUACUAGGCGUUGUUAUCGGGAGUGCUGCGAAUCAAAAUCACAACCACAGCCACAUCUCGGCACCGCAGUCGGAUUCUCAGCUCGAGCUUUUUCGAAAGGUCAUAAAGCUGGGCGGCGCGAAGCCAGAGUCCAUUACUUACGUUGAGGCUCAUGGAACUGGAACUGGUGUAGGCGACCCCAUUGAGGUUCGAAGCAUACGUGAUGCUUUUGGCGGGCCAAAAAGAGACUCUCCCCUUCACUUUGGGUCGAUCAAGGGAAACAUUGGCCACUCUGAGGCGACUGCUGGGGUUGCUGGCCUAGUGAAAGUUUUGCUGAUGAUGAGGCAUCGAAAAAUCACUCCACAAGCGAGCCUCGAGCUGCUGAAUCCUAAGCUCCCUGAUUUCAGCCAGGACCAGAUGUCCAUAAACACACGGGAGGUUAUAACUUGGGAGGCACCCUCUCUAGUGGCGUGCGUCAAUAGCUAUGGUGCGGCUGGAAGUAACUCAGCCGUGAUGAUUCGCCAGAAGCCAUCUAUAUAUGGCCAGUCGUUGACUCCCGCAAAACUCCCAAAGUACCCGAUUUUCAUUUCCUCUGGUUCGCCCAACAGUUUGUCGCGGUUCAGCAAGAAGCUUCUUGUUUGGCUAGAAAAGGCCACAGUGGAGCGUCGCCCCGAUCUACUCGCUCAUCUGGCUUUCAACCUUGCAGAUAGGGCUAACCACUCGCUACCUCAGAAUCUUGUCACCACCGUCAGUACUGUUCGGCAGCUUGAGAAUACUCUGAAAGCUGUUGGAAAUGGCAUAGGAAUCACUCAAGCUCCAAAGCGAAAACCUGUCGUUCUUGUUUUUGGAGGCCAGGAAAGCGACUUCAUUGGCAUCUCAGAAGAGAUAUAUCGGACUUCCAAGGUGUAUCGUACACACCUUGAUUCUGUUGACAAACUGAUGAUCUCCAAUGGCUUGGAGAGCUUCUAUCCUUCAAUAUUCGGGUCGGUGCCGAUCAAGGAUCUGGUGACAUUGCAUUCGGCGCUGUUUGCUGUCCAGUAUGCCUCAGCCAAGACGUGGAUUGAUUCCGGGCUCAAGAUUGAUGCCGUUGUGGGACACAGCUUUGGCCAACUCUCUGCGCUAUGCAUCUCAGGUGUGCUCUCACUUCCCGAUGCUCUAAAGCUGGUUUCGGGGCGAGCAUCUCUAAUGCAGAAGAAUUGGGGUUCCGAGCCAGGUUCAAUGUUGUUCUUACAGGCCAAUCGUGCGACUGUCGACGAAAUUCUCCAAAGCCUCAAUUACAAGGGCCGUGGUCACUAUGCUGAGAUCGCUUGCCACAAUGGGCCAAAUAGUCAUGUCGUCUUCACCGAACCGAUGCUCAAACCUCUGGACUCUUUGGCUAGACAGCUGGAGUGGAACGAGCCGAAAAUUCAUUUGGAAACAACCGACGAGUUUAGGAGCAAUCCUGCACCUGACUAUAGGAUUGUUUCAGAACACACAAGGGGCCCAGUGUUCUUCCAACGAGCUAUCGAGAGAAUCACUGCAAAGUUCUCGCAAUGCACAUGGAUCGAGUCAGGGCGAGGCUCGUCGGUCAUACAGCUCGUGAAAGGCUGUAUUGCGGACACUCAUGCUCAUUCAUUCCACGCCUCGCCGCUCACUUCUGCUAAGAAUUCCCAAGAGUUUCUGAUUGAUCUCACUGUGGAUCUUUGGAAGAGCGGGCAAGCUGUUCAGUAUUGGCCUUUUCACCGCAGCGGGAAAUUGGAGUACGAGUACCUGAGCCUGCCUCCUAUCCAGUUUGAGAAGACACGCCACUGGCUGGAAUUCACUGGGAUCAGGGGUCCUGCGGCGGUUGUCGAAGCGGGACCCGUAACAGAUGUGGAAGAAACACAUGAACUUCUUACCUUCACCGAAUUCAAGGACAAAGCCAGGAGCGAGGCCGUCUUCUGCAUUGAUCCACAGUCCGAGCGCUUCCAGAAGAUGCUGGCUGGUCAUGUCAUGGCUGGACAGACUCUAGCCCCGGCAUCGCUCUACUUUGAAUUGGUAGCCCGCGCUGCCCUGCGUCUUAUGGACGACAUGCAAACGGAGAAAUAUGUGCCAAUCGUUAAGGAUCUACUCAUGAAGUCUCCCAUCGGUCAUAUAACUACGAAGAAGAUCCUGCUUGUCCUCAAAAAGGACGCCGGGUUUGUGCAGCCAUCUUGGUCAUUCUCCAUCACAACAGAAGACACCAAAGGUCACAAUUCGCAGCCCUUCGAACACUCCACUGGCAUUGUGAGUCUCAACAAGCGUGAUGAACCGACAUCAGCUCAGGAGUUUCAGCGCUUUGAAACCCUGAUAGGCCCCCGUCGUUGUGAGGAGAUCAUGGGCCAUCCCGACGCCGAAAAGAUGCGAGGUAACCACAUAUACCGAGCCUUCAACACCGUGGUCUACUACGGCGAGCCGUUCCGUGGGAUCAAGGAAAUAGCCUGCCUAGAUCUUGAAUCGGCCGGAAAAGUAAAAAUCACACCGGCUCCGAAUGAUCCAGCGGACCAACGCCUCUGUGACACGCCUAUGACCGAUAGUUUCAUGCAGUUUGCGGGGCUCAUGGUGAAUUACUUCAAUAAUUCAAGCACGGAAGAGGUGUUUGUGUGUAUGAGAAUCGACCAUAUUCAAAUCGGCGGGGGCUUCGAUCCAGACGCAGGGGAAUGGCUUGUUUACGCGACAAUGAGAAGAAACAGCAAUAACGACGUGAUGGCGGAUGCAUAUGUAUUCGACUCCAAGACCAAAGCGAUGGUCAUGGCUGUAUUUGGGCUCCAUUUCACCAAGAUGUCACAGAACCUAUUGGCCCGGAUGCUGAAGAGUGUCAAUAAGGCUGCGGGCAUCAAAGCGCAACCAAUAAAAGACGAAAUCCUAGAAAACGCUCCGCCUCUUCCUCUCGUCACCCAGCAGGUGACUACUCUCGUCACGAAAAGGUCGCCUGGAAAGCGUCAUGAGCUCCUGCAGAUGCUGUCCAAUGUCAGCGAUGUCCCACUUGACGAGAUCAAUGACGAGAUGUCUUUGGAAGAUCUUGGAGUAGAUUCUCUGAUGGCCACUGAAAUGCUCAACGAUAUCCGCUCCGUCUUAGGUGUCACCAUCGACUUGUCGACUUUCUUGUUCUUCCCCAAUAUUCGAGCCGUAGUAAAGCAUGUUGAAGAGAAGCUAGGCAUUGUUAGUGUGAAAGAAGCCAGCGAGCCAGGGCCCGAUUCCACCAUUAGCGACAUUGACACACCUCACGGCGCCACCGGGUCCGUCACACCAGAGAGUAUCACAAUGGAGCCAGAGGCUGAAAGUUCCGAAGUUCCUAUACUAUCGGCACUGGAGGCAUUUCAAAAGACACGCAUGAACUAUGACCGCCAGGCCGAAGCCGCGCAGGCAAUCGGGUUCUGGGACAACGCCUACCCUCAUCAAGCAAGACUGGUUCUGGCCUACGUUGUCGAAGCAUUUGCUGAACUAGGAUGUGCUCUGAGACAUUUGGAGACCGGCGAGGUAGCACCAAAGAUCAAAGCUGCCGACAAACACAGGCGGUUGGUACUUCAACUUUGGCGUGUGUUGGAGGAUGGAGGACUGGUUGCGCCAUCAGAAGGCCAGGAGUUCAUACGGACAGAUACGCCAGUGGAUCCAGCAACGGCCGACUCCAUUUACCAAGACAUCAUCAAUAUGCACCCUCAGCACGCCAUGGUGAACAAACUGGUGCGAGCGACUGGGUCUCAAUUAGCCGCAUGCCUGCGUGGUGAAAAGGAGGGAAUACAGGUGGUCUUUGGCGACCGAGACAUUAAGAAGACACUAGAGGAGGCUUACGAGUUCUGGCCACUGUGGAGGGCGCCUACACUCGUCCUCGGCGACUUCCUGUACGAGGCACUCUCCUCAGCAAGCGGCGUGGGCAAGUUUCGAAUCCUUGAGAUCGGUGCCGGAACAGGAGGCACGACCCGUUACAUCGUGAACUUUCUCAAGAGUCGUGGUAUCAACUUCGAGUAUGUCUUUACUGACAUCAGUCCCUCGUUAGUAAACAGCACGGCGAAACAGUUCAAGGGUAUUAAGGAACUGACCUUCGAUUUGUUGGACGUCGAACAGCCACCCAAGCCAGAACACGUUGGAGCCUUUCAUUGCAUCAUUGCCACCAACUGUAUCCAUGCUACGAAAGAUCUCGAUGUGUCGCUAGGGAAUAUCCGCCCGAUGCUGCGUGAGGACGGUGUCUUGGCGCUCGUCGAGAUCACGAAGAACAUGUUCUGGCUCGAUGCUGUUUUCGGCCUGUUCGAGGGAUGGUGGCUUUUCAAUGAUGGAAGAGAACAUGCAUUAAUAGACGAAAAGCAGUGGGAACGAAAACUGAGGGCGGCUGGAUUUGGUGCUGUGUCAUGGAGUGAUGGCAAGACACCCGAGUCCAAAGCAGUUCGUGUCAUUGCGGCCUUCUCAAGUGGUGGCACCACCCCAGAGAGGCCAGUCAAGGCGGCAGUGGAGGCUUUGACGUAUAAGAAAGUGGGAGACCUGGAGAUACAUGCUGAUGUCUACUAUCCCUUGGAGGGUGAGGAAGUAGCAGCUAGCCGAAUGCCAGUAGCCCUGAUGAUACAUGGUGGCAGUCACAUAUUGUUCAGCAGGAAAGACGUACGGCCUGCGCAGACACGCCUCCUACUAAGGAAGGGCUUCUUGCCUGUCAGUCUGGAUUACCGGCUAUGCCCAGAGGUUGCCCUGAUGGAGGGGCCAAUGGUUGAUGUAUGCGACGCUCUUGAAUGGGCUCGCAAUCAGCUGCCCAAGGUGACGCUUCCGAGCAACCCAAGUCUUCAGAUCGACGGUGAGAGAGUGGUGGUGGUGGGCUGGUCAUCAGGGGGCCAGUUAGCUAUGUCAUUGGCAUGGACGGCGCCGGCUCGAGGACUACGCCCUCCUGAUGCAAUCCUGGCCUUCUACGCGCCCACAAACUACGAAGAUACAUGGUGGCAGAAUCCGAUUGAGCCUCUCGGUGCGCCAUAUAAGAGCCAACAAUAUGAUGUCCUGGAAGGAAUCCUAGAUCAGCCGAUUGCCAAAUACGAGAUGGUGGGUGCGUGGGAAGAACCUCUCUCGGACCCUCGCAGCCACAGCGAUCCGCGCCUUAAGAUUGUUCCACACAUCAACUGGAAGGCGCAGACGCUUCCCGUGAUUCUUGGGGGACUGCCCAGUCGCGAAAAGGCCACAGCUGCGGGAUCGGAUAUCGACUGGAACGCGCUCCCGCAGCCUACGCUCGACACCAUCAGGAAAGCCAGCCCCUACGCGCAUAUCAACAAUGGCGGAUACCACGUCCCAACUUUCUUCAUUCACGGCACCGCAGAUGAUCUUAUUCCUUGGCAGCAAAGCCAUGGUACGUACCAGCUCAUGAAAGAGAAGGGUGUCGCAACUGGAAUGGCGCUUGUUGACAACGCUCCUCAUAUAUGCGACCUGAGCGGUGACCCGGAGUCGGAUGGUUGGAAGGCGGUUGUACAAGGCUACGACUUUCUUUUCUCCUUUGGGUCCUCUUGA
Molecule: messenger RNA, 7443 nt
Organism: Neoarthrinium moseri
Lineage: Eukaryota; Fungi; Ascomycota; Sordariomycetes; Amphisphaeriales; Apiosporaceae
Exons: 5
Coding region: 1-7443 (2480 amino acids)
Biological process (GO): fatty acid biosynthetic process; secondary metabolite biosynthetic process
Molecular function (GO): fatty acid synthase activity; phosphopantetheine binding; hydrolase activity
Source: RefSeq, a predicted model, not a curated record